Molecule: messenger RNA, 2715 nt
Organism: Salarias fasciatus (jewelled blenny)
Lineage: Eukaryota; Metazoa; Chordata; Actinopteri; Blenniiformes; Blenniidae
Gene: ganc
Product: glucosidase, alpha; neutral C
Biological process (GO): carbohydrate metabolic process; N-glycan processing
Molecular function (GO): alpha-1,4-glucosidase activity
Source: RefSeq, a predicted model, not a curated record
UGAGAGGAAGUGCAGAACAUUAGACGUCUGUGCGCGGUGUCGCGCCGUGGUGUCGUCACUUCCGGUCUGUGAUGGCCCCUGUCGGAGUAAAGGUGAUCAGAUCAGAGUGAGGAGUUUCUUUAAUCACGUGAAACUUGAUUUAACUCAAUUAUUCCGCAUUAGUGAGAAUAAAGUGAGAGGCCGAAGGUCAAAGUUCAGACAUGGAGGAAAACAAACAGCCUGACAGUUUGGUUCCAGACGACGACGGGAAGGAGAAGUUCAAGACCAGCCAGCAGGUGGCUUUUUACCGGAGGCAGCGGGACGGGCCCGGCCUGCAGCACCAGGCCCUGCUGGACUCCCUGGUCCUGUCGGAAGGAGGAGCCAGUCUGCAGCUGCUUCAGGUCCAGACGCAGACCAGACUCCUCCUCUCGCUAAGCUCCGCCCCCGGAGGCGUGGUCAGGCUGACCAUCGACGAGCUGCGGCCCCUGAAGCCCCGGUUCAGAGUUCCAGAUGUGGUGAGGGAGGAGCCGCUGGGCGAACGGAUGAGGGUGGACUCGCGGACGGACGACUGUCUCACCCUGGGCUGGUCGUCGGGGCGCCACCAGGUGCGCCUGCAGCGCUCGCCGUUCCGGCUGGACUUCCUGUGUGAACAGGAAGUGGUGGCGAGCUUCAACCCCGGCGGGCGGCUGUGGCUGGAGGCGCUGCGGCGCCGCCCCAGUGAGCUGGAGGACGAAGACGCAGCGUCUCUGUGGACGGAGACCUUCAGAGACUUCCAGGAUGUCAAGGCCAACGGUCCGUCCAGCAUCGGCGUCGACCUGCGUCUGCCGGGAUUCAGCCACGUCUACGGAAUCCCACUGCACUGCGAGCAGCUGCAGCUCCGGGACACCAGGUACACACACACACACACACACACACUGAUACAAGGUACACACACACACACACACACACACACACACACACACACACACACACACACACACACACACACGCACACAGACUGCCAGAGGGCGGUGUUGGCGCCCCCCGCUUCUUCGUACCUGGACUUCAGCAGCCGGGCCACCCGGGCCUGGUACUCCGGCCUCUUCAGCCUCAGCAGGUACCAGGGUUCCACGCCGUCGUUGUUUCUGUGGAACGACAUGAACGAGCCGUCGGUGUUCCGCGUGAUCCCCGAGCAGACCAUGCCCAAAGACGCAGUGCAUCGGGGCUGGGAGCACCGGGAGCUGCACAACCUGUACGGCUUCUACCAGCACAUGUCCACGGCGGACGGGCUGCUGUCUCGCUCCGGAGGACGCCAGCGGCCGUUCGUCCUGUCGCGCUCGUUCUUCGCCGGAUCCCAGCGAUUUGGCGCCGUCUGGACGGGAGACAACGUGGCGAGCUGGGAGCACCUGCGGAUCUGCGUCCCCAUGCUGCUGUCUCUCAGCCUGGCCGGCAUCGCCUUCUGUGGAGCCGACGUCGGGGGCUUCGUCCGGGACCCGGACCCGGAGCUGCUGGUCCGCUGGUACCAGGCGGCGGCGCUGCAGCCCUUCUUCAGAGGACACUCCUCCAAGGACACCAAGCGCCGGGAACCCUGGCUCUUCGGGGAGAACGUGACCGCGGCUGUGCGCACCGCAAUCCAAGAACGGUACCGCCUGCUGCCCUACUGGUACACCCUGUUCUACCAGGCCCACACCGCCGGACUCCCCCCGCUCAGGCCCCUGUGGGUGGAGUUCCCGGAGGAUCCGGUCACCUUCUCAGUGGAUCACCAGUACAUGAUCGGAGCAGCGCUGCUGGCCCGUCCCGUCACUGAACCCGGUGUUGGAGCCGUCUCGGUCCUCCUCCCGGGCUCCGCCGAGGUCUGGUACGACGUCCGGUCUGCUCAGGCGUACAGCGGGGGUCAAACCGUGACUCUGCCCGUCACCGUGGACACGGUUCCCCUGUUCCAGCGUGGAGGCUCGGUGGUCUUCAGGCGGACUCGACCCGGGUCCUGUACGGCGGAGCAGCAGGACAUCCCGCUGGCCGUCACCGUGGCUCUAGAUGCUCAGGCGGCGGCUCGCGGCCUGCUGUUCCUGGACGACGGACUCUCCUUCGGCUACCGGGACAGGAAGUGCUUCAGCCUGCGCCGCCUGGACCUGCGGUCCGGCCGCCUGCUCUGCCGGGCCGCCAGCGAAGAGGGGACGGCGGAGACCCGGACCCGGGUCCAGACCGUCACCGUCCUCGGCGUGAAGAGCAGACCGGCCUCUGUGACGGUGUGCGAGCCAGGCGCUGAAGGUUCUGCUGCAGCGUUCCGGUUCUGCGAGUCCAGCUGCACCCUGACCCUGACGGAGCUGCAGCUCCGGGUGGAGGCAGACUGGGACAUCCACAUCACCGCUUCACCCUCUCGAUAACUUCACUGCUUCACCCUGUCAUCCACAUCACUGCUUCAACCUCUUAAUAACUUCACCGCUUCACCCUGUCAUCCACAUCACUGCUUCACCCAGUCAUCCACAUCACUGCUUCACCCUGUCAUUCAGAUCACUGCUUCACCCAGUCAUUAACUUCACUGGUUCACCCUGUCAUCCACAUCACAGAUUCAUUCUGUCAGAAAGGUUCCUUCACUGUCGGGCGGUCGAGGUUCUCAUGUGGAAGGUGCUCCAGGCGUAUGGACGGAGGUCGGUUGAUCGGGGAUUGAUUGCUCGUGUCUUGUGAUGGCUGAACCGGGUCGGCUGCUGUUCCUGUCGUCAGCUGACGGACCAGAGUCUUUCUGCUCUGAAUAAAACU